CUGGCCAAGGAGAGAGGGAGCGAGACACACAGACACACACACACACACACACACACACAGAAAGAGAGAGAGGGAACGUUUGCUUAACAUAAGCUGAGAAUCUGGCUUGUGAGCAGGGUCUCCUUGCUUGCUCUCACUGACAACAGAGAAGAGAGAGAGAGAAGAAAGGAGGGAGCCGGAGAAAGAGAGAAAGACAGAAAGAGCUGCCACCAACCAUUUUAGCUUAAGACUUUCCCAGGGAAUGCGGAGGAGCCGUUGGACUGAAGCCGUUACUGCCGGAUGGGCAAGCGCUGACAAAACCAAGCAGGCAGAGAGAAAGAGAAAGAGACGGAGAGAGAGAGAGAGAGAGAGAGAGAGCGAGAGAGACAGAGACAGAGAGACAGAGGCAGAGACGGCUGAGCUGAGAGCUCACAUUCCGCGGCGGCUCAGGGCGGCUGGCUGGCAUCCCUCUCCUGCUCCUGAUUCCCCUGCUCUGCUCUGAAAGCCCUGCAGGCACUGCUGGACACGGAGACAGUGGGACCCCGGACACGUUUUGACAACAAACGCGUGAGAGUGUGUGACUGUGUGUAUGUGCCAGUGCUUGCAGUCCAUGUGUAUGUUUGUGUGUAUGAGUGAGAUCAACAGAGAAAGAGAGAGAUAGAGUUAGUGAGUGAGAGAGCGAGAGAGAGAGUGAGUGAGAGAGGGAGAGAGGAGGGGGACUUCCUUGAACUUUGAUCCUUUAAAGGCAGCCAAAGGGAGAGCCACAGCACAGGGAGAACUCUGUUUAUCAUUAUCCUGGGCAGGCGAGCAUUCCUUUCCCUGAGAAACCCACGCAAACAGGCUGGAGCUGGAUAUCGGCACAGAUUGCCUGGCUCGUCUUCUGCUCAAUCGAGAGGGAAAUCUAGAAACCCCUUCGGGGGUUGAGACACAAGUUUUACCUCAGGAUUCAAGCAUGUCUACCCUGUCCAGUCCUACUUUCUGGGUCAAGAGGAGCACUGGAAAUCAACACCAAGUAAGACAUUGAAGAAAAACAAAACAGACUGCUAUCUGGAAGGACGCUCCUGUUUGUUCGAGUUGUCAGCCACUGACAAAUCCAAACUGGUUGGACUUCAGCAGCUUUCCCAAACCGGCUGUGAAUAUUUCUAGGGCGAAGCCUGCUCUGAGACACACCGCUGUCAGUUUGAUUGAAAACACACUCUGUGCAGCUCAGAGAAACAAAACUGGUUGGACUAGUUGUGGAGUGGUUAGGACUGAGGGCAGGGCAGCGUGUGUUUGCAGGUAAAGCUCACACUCCUGCUUUUUGCUCAGGCAUAAUAGGAGCAGUGGAGAAACCAAGUGCUCUCUGGUAUUUCUCAACAGCUUGAGAGGGGCUCUGUGUGUGUGUGUGUGUGUGUGUGUGUUUUUUUGCCCCCUUUCACUACCGUGUGGCGCGUCAGAGGAGGGGAGGGUAGCAUGAGUCUUUUUUCCCCCUCCUCUAAGAGAGUAUGAGCAUCCGAGAGUAAUUUAUUGUUUCCUGUGAAAAAAGGGGGGACAGACAGAACCCCCCCAUCUUCUCUCUUUUCUGAACUCUGAACCAGAUCUCUGGCAUAUGAGAAGUUUGUUUUGGGAUUUUUCUUCUUUUUUUGCCGUGUGGACUAAACAGGAGUGAGGGGUUUACAAGGCUGAAUGGACUGCAGGAGAGAAGAGACGAAGUGGACGAAGAAGAAAGGGGAAGCAGAAGGAGGAGUGUGACAGCAAAAAAACAGAGCAUUGGUGCAGUGGAACCGUGCUCUCCAGGGGAGCCGUGCAUCCAGGUCACCAGGUGGUGACGGGUAAAAAAAAAACAGAGAGAGAGAGAGAGAGAGAGAGGGAGAGAGGGAGGGCAAAGAGAGGUCGACUGGAGUUUAAUGCUAUCUUUCCUCACGCCGCGCCAAACAACCACUCAACCGUUCUCUCUCUCUGAAUCAGACUGAAACAAAAACCAAAGGAUCGGCUGAAACCAUUUGUCACAUCUGCACUUUCUGAGAUUUCUGUGUUUCUGAGGCCACACACACACACACACACACACAUCUGGUGUUGUUGCUGACGACUGAACAGCAAUGGCCAUGGUGAGCGGGGGAUGGGGGACCCCCAACGGGGACACCAACGGACUGGGGGACAAGGGCUACCUGAGGGCGGAUGAGGAGGACACCUCGCCCCAGGCUGGGGGCAGCGAUGCGGAUGUGGGAGAGGACGAAAAGUCUUGCGUGGUGGACUGUGUGGUGUGCGGGGACAAGUCCAGCGGGAAGCACUAUGGUGUGUUCACCUGCGAGGGCUGCAAGAGCUUCUUCAAGAGGAGCAUCCGACGUAACCUCAACUACACCUGCAGAUCAAACCGAGACUGCCAAAUAGACCAGCACCACCGCAACCAGUGCCAGUAUUGUCGCCUGAAGAAGUGCUUCCGGGUUGGCAUGCGCAAAGAAGGUAGCAUCCGCACUUCUAACCAAGCUGUCCAGCGUGGUCGCAUCCCUCCGUCCCAUGCCGGCAUCAGCCCCAAUUCUCUUGUUGGGGGGGGCACCAGUGCUGGCGGCCCCGGCCUGGUCGGGGGCGACUUCUUCAAUGGCCAACCGGUGUCCGAGCUCAUCUCGCAGCUGCUUCGGGCCGAGCCAUACCCGGCCAGCACCCGCUACGGCCCCCAGUAUGGCCAGCAGCAGCCCGGAGGCUCGGUCAUGGGCAUCGACAACAUCUGCGAGCUGGCGGCCCGCCUGCUUUUCAGCACCAUCGAGUGGACCCGCAACAUCCCCUACUUCCCCGAGCUGCCCGUGUCCGAGCAGGUGGCGCUGCUCAGGCUCAGCUGGAGUGAGCUGUUCAUCCUGAACGCGGCCCAGUCGGCGCUGCCACUCCACAUGGCCCCGCUGCUGGCCGCCGCCGGCUUCCACUCCUCGCCCAUGUCUGCUGAGCGCGUGGUCUCCUUCAUGGACCAGGUGCGUGUCUUCCAGGACCAGGUGGACAAGCUGACGCGGCUCCAGGUGGACUCGGCCGAGUACAGCUGCCUCAAGGCCAUCGCCCUCUUCUCUCCAGAUGCCUGUGGCCUGUCAGACCCAGUCCAUGUGGAAAGCCUGCAGGAGAAGGCCCAGGUGGCGCUGACGGAGUACGAGCGCAUGCAGUACCCGAGCCAGCCCCAGCGCUUUGGCCGACUGCUGCUGCGCCUGCCCGCACUCCGCGCCGUGCCCGCCUCGCUCAUCUCUCAGCUCUUCUUCAUGCGCCUGGUGGGCAAGACGCCCAUCGAGACGCUCAUCCGUGACAUGCAGCUGUCGGGCAGCUCCAUCAGCUGGCCCUAUGCUCCAGGGCAGUAGAUCCAUCAGCCCCCCCCCCCCUGCCUGCCCACUAUCAACCUCCUGGCUCAUCCAAAGCGCCCAGGUCUGGUGACUCCACAGCGCAGACCUCUGGCUCAUGUUGUAAAGCACCUGCUGAUUUAGGGCCAUGAUUUGUUUAUUAGUUUGUUUGUUGGUCUAUGUUUAGUGCAAAAGUGAGAUUGCGGUCAGCAUCGAGAUACUUUGCGUAAACUGAGCCCAGGUCCACUGGCACAGCCCAUGCUACCUCGACCAAAACUGGACUUCUUUCAGUUCCCACAGCCUGUGGAAACACCCUCAGCUUUUGUUUUUCUCUGUUUGUUUUUGAUUAUCCAGAGAUUUCAUAUGGCAUCUGUCCAGAUGAUGUAGACUGCAUUGAGUAUUACAGUCCCACAGUGGCAUUGUAAGGUGUCAGUAACUCUCAGUGUAUAGACAACUUUAACAGAGUAAAAGCUUUGUAUGUCAAAGUCACCCUGUUGAUCAAUACCUCAAAAUAUGACUAAAUAUAUAACAGAUUUUAUGAAUGGAAAGUUGACUGGUACAAUGUUAUCUAAAGCCUCAUGGUUGAAAGGAGAAAACCUCCAUUUAUGAGGGAUGACCAAAAGGGAUUCAACUUUUUUCCAGACCUGCAGCAUCUUGAUUGUGAGAUUAAGAAACUUUACAGUAGAUUUAUUGGACUCGCUGUGGAUUUUAGGGUCUUAGCCACUAAAAUCAUAUCAGGGAGAAGUCAGAUGCAUAUUUUGUAAGAUAUUGCCAUGGACUGCAACACUGUCAAAGUCAUUGAAAUACCAAAUUUCUUACUUGAAGACUGGUGAUGACAUGCAAACGACAUGAUGAUAUGAGUGCAAAUCUUACACAACAUCAGUAUUUUAACUGUGUAGUUAAUGUCAUUUUUUAUCAACAAAGUUCAACCUGAAUGUUGCAGAAUUUCAUUUAGCCAACCAUGGAAAAUAUCCGAUAUUUUUGCAUACUACUACCAAUAAAAAUAUGAACACAA
Clupea harengus (Atlantic herring) is the source of this 4287-nucleotide messenger RNA. RefSeq names its product nuclear receptor subfamily 2, group F, member 6b (gene nr2f6b). The record is from RefSeq and is a predicted model, not a curated record. Gene Ontology annotation, molecular function: DNA-binding transcription factor activity; zinc ion binding; sequence-specific DNA binding. Gene Ontology annotation, biological process: regulation of DNA-templated transcription. Lineage: Eukaryota; Metazoa; Chordata; Actinopteri; Clupeiformes; Clupeidae.